Molecule: messenger RNA, 1758 nt
Organism: Lasiodiplodia theobromae
Lineage: Eukaryota; Fungi; Ascomycota; Dothideomycetes; Botryosphaeriales; Botryosphaeriaceae
Product: General amidase
Exons: 2
Coding region: 1-1758 (585 amino acids)
Source: RefSeq, a predicted model, not a curated record
AUGACAUCCUCGCUUAAGACAUCCGCUCUCGAGACCAUCUUCGGCCAUCAUCCAGAUGGAGCAAAAUCACAGGAAGGAAUAGACGCCCCAGCUUGGCACGGCCUCGCCGCAAAGAAACGCGCCUCGAAUUUGGCCAAAAUCCCUCAAGAAUGGCGACUUCCGAGAGAUACGCUGAAGGAUAUCCACGAAGAGUCCAAAAUCAGCGUCCUUGAUGUGCCCCGGUCCUGUGGACUGCUCACAACGGACGAGCUUCGAAUCACCGAGGACUUUGACGCCACAGGCCUCUCGGAACAGCUGUCGACAGGCGCGCUAAAGGCGUACGAUGUAGCAAAAGCAUUCUGCAAGCGGGCUGCCAUUGCUCACCAGCUGACGAACUGCCUGACCGAGAUCUUCUUCGACCAAGCCCUGGAGCGAGCCAAGAUGCUCGACGAGUAUUACGAGCGCGAGAAGAAGCCGCUGGGCCCUCUUCACGGCAUCCCCAUCAGUCUCAAGGACUCGUAUGUGGUAAAGAAUGUCCACCACACCCUGGGAUACAUCUCCUUCCUAGACAGGCCGCCAGCGGAAAACAACUCGCCAAUCGUGCAGAUUCUCCUAGAUCUGGGCGCUGUGCUAUACGUCAAGACCAACAUCCCCCAGACCUUCAUGACCGCCGACUCGGAGAACAACGUCUUCGGCCGCACGCUCAACCCACGACGACUAACGCUGACGGCAGGCGGCAGCUCGGGCGGCGAGGGCGCCCUGAUCGCGAUGCGCGGCUCGCUGCUGGGCGUGGCGACGGACGUGGCGGGCUCGAUCCGCAUCCCGGCCCUGUGCAACGGCGUGUACGGCUUCAAGCCGACGGCGAACCGGCUGCCCUUUGGCGGCAACGCCGCGCCGGGCCGGCUGGGCUCGCCCUCGCCCAUCGUGCCGCUGGCGGGGCCGCUGGCGACGACCCUGCGCGACUGCGAGCUGCUGGCCCGCAGCGUCGUGGGCGCCGAGCCGUGGCUGCUGGACGACGGUGCCCUGAACGUGCCGUGGAGGCAGCAGACACUCCUCCCCUCCUCUUCCUCAUCUGCCACCAAUGGCGCGACGACGACCACCACCAAACCCCUCCGCUUCGGCCUCAUCACCGAAGACCCGACCCGCCCCCUGCACCCGCCCGUCCUGCGCGCCCUGCGCACAGCCGCGAACAAGCUCUCCGCCGCCGGCCACACCAUCGUCCCGCUCGACUCCUCCUCCUACUCCCUCCCCUCAAUCAUCUCCGUCGCGGCCCUGGCCUGGAAGUUCUUCGCCCUCGACCCCUCCAAAACGCCUCUCCGCAUCAUCCAGGACGGCGGCGAGCCGCCCAUCAAGAGCCUGCACACGGUGCGGGUGCCGCAAAACGACGGGUGGACGGCGAGCCUGGACGCACUCUGGGAGCUGGUCGUCGAGCGCAAGCGCAUCACCAAGGCCUUCCACGACGUCGUCGUCGGCGAGCGGCUGGACGCCCUGCUGACGGUGCCGCACUGCGCGACCGCCGUGCCGCACGACACGUACGGGAUCCCCGGGCACACGGUGCUGGCCAACGUGCUCGACUGGCCCGCCGCUGUGCUGCCGUUUGGCGUGGCGGAGAAGGGGAGGGAUGCGGAGUUUCUGCGCGAGGGCGUCGAGUACGUGCCGCCGUAUGCGCCGGAUGAGGUCGAGGGCGCGCCGUGUGCGGUUCAGGUGCUGGGCAGGCCGAUGAGGGACGAGGAGUUGCUGAGGGAUCUGGAGGUCGUGGAGAAGGUUCUGCGCGCGUGA